AUGUACACGGAGUUUAGACGAGUGCAGGAAGUGGAAGAGGCGGCAGCCUCGGGCCAGAUCAGCUUUAUUGACCACACCUAUCGAACGUCGCCACAGUAUAUAGAAGAGACUGCCUCCUUUUGGGCGGCUGGAGCUGGCCAGAUGGAGGUAAUCAAGUACCUCCACGGGAUCGAUCACAUUGACGACACCCCGCUCUUUAGCGAAGGCACAAUGUUUCACGCAGCACUCGGUGGCCAUAUGGAGGUGUUGCUCUUCCUGCACAAUUGUCGAACGGAAGGAUGCACCUCCAACACCAUGGACCACGCAGCAAAGAUGGGUCAUCUGGACAUCGUGCAGUUCCUUCACGCGAAUCGCACAGAGGGGUGUACAGACGACGCCUUGGUCUUUGCGGCGCGGAGCUGCCAUCUUGACAUUGUCAAAUUCCUCUAUGACAAUCGAAGCGAAGGUUGUGUUUGGCGAGCAUAUGCCUAUGCGUGUGAUAGCUCUGACAAUCGUGAUGUCUGCGAAUAUCUCUCUGAACUUCCAUGUCGAGAGCAUUGUCCUCAUUGCCACAACAGCCAUGACAUGGAGCUCUUCUAUCAGUUCGUAGAUGAGAUGCACCGACUAGAUCAUCUACCGGAUUAA
Molecule: messenger RNA, 624 nt
Organism: Acytostelium subglobosum LB1
Lineage: Eukaryota; Evosea; Eumycetozoa; Acytosteliales; Acytosteliaceae
Exons: 1
Coding region: 1-624 (207 amino acids)
Molecular function (GO): protein binding
Source: RefSeq, a predicted model, not a curated record